GUGGGUGCGUGCGCGUUCCUGUGUGGGCAAUCAGUCACCUACGCACUGAGGUGCAGAUAAAUCAGUAAAUUCACAGAAGUUUCUCAAUCUAACGCUUUGUCUCUUUCGCUCUCUCACACGCACUCGACAUGUCUGACACGGAGCCCAAAUCAGCCCAGGAUUUAACCGUGGUGGUGCAGAGCUUACUGCAGCAGAUGCAAGACAAGUUCCAGACCAUGUCUGACCAGAUUAUCGGAAGAAUCGACGAGAUGAGCACCCGCAUCGACGACCUGGAGAAGAACAUCUCCGACCUCAUGACUCAGGCAGGCGUGGAGGAGUUCGACGGAGAGAACAAAUUCGGCGAUGCGUCAGGAACAGCUUGAUCAGGACAGAGAGUCGGCGAUCGGAUAAGUGCAUGAGGUAUCGCUCCCACGAGCUACGUGUUUACGAGUCAGAUUGUACAGAUUCCUUUUUGCUUGUAUUAAAGAAAAGAAACUCUUUUUGGUAGUAAUUCUGGGGAUGCAGUGUAAAUCCAGACCUUUUUUCUGUACGAUGUUAGAAACCUUUAUGUAAUUAUAUACUGUGUGGUUUGUUUGUUUUUUUUUUUUAAACGUGUGUGUGUGUGUGUGUCGAUUGUAAGUACUACUUCCUCUGCAGUGUAGAACGUCUGUGGGUUUUACACCUUCAGUCUCAUUCCUGUUCAUAUCAUGAUCUUGGUUGGAAAAACGAGAGAGAAUUUCGAGCCAUUUUUUUUUCCCAUGCAGUCAGACCGGAAAAUUUCCUCUCACCCCAUCCUCUACAGCAAUAAAGCAAUGACACGGGGUUUUUAAAUCAUCCACUCACUGCUCAGAUAGCUCACAGCAAACUAACUAACUAUGCAAACAAAUUCAUUCCAUCUGAACCACGAGUCUCCGCUGCUGCUUUAGAGGGUCCAGGAGACGGAGCUGGAUCCGGUUGUUUAUUUAAAAAACGAGUCUGGGCUUCAAAUCAAAUCAGACUCCACCCACUUUACAACCUGGGGAGUAAUUUGAGCUGAUUGACACCUAAUGUGAAAAAGAAAAAUAAUACAAAAAUGGAAACCUUCCUUAGCACAGAGGACUUGAGAAGAGAGGGGCAGAAAAUGUGAAUGAAAUAAUAUAUAUAUGCAUAUGGCCCCACCCCCUGGACAUCUGAUUCCAUAUUAUGGACUUCUGACCACACCCCUUGACUUCUAAGUCCACCCCUGGACAUCUGACUCCACUUCCUGGACUUCUGACCACACCCCUUACACUUCUGACUCCACCCCCUUGCACUUCUGACUCCAUCUCCUGGACUUAUGUAGCAGAGGGUAGCUAGAAAGGUUUGCAUUGGGAGAAAUAACGGUUUUAAGAUCUAAAACUGUAUUUAUUUUUGUUUUAAAAAUAAAUAUAAAUAAUGCUGCAUAAAUACAAGCCCUUUCUGGCACGUGCAAUUUAAUCUACUAUUAUUAUUAUUAUUCAUUAUAUUAUUUAAAAAAAGAUAAAUCCAUUGAUUGCACUCACCUCUUAACUGUCCAAACUUUUUUCUUUUUUUUUUUUUAAUCACUUUUCACCAUUACAGCGUUUUGGUAUCAGAAGAAUCCCCGUAUAUUUCGGGAGCGUCCUGCGAUCUGUAGCCUGUGGUCAAAUGAGACUGUGAUGUGUGACGUCAUGGAUGUUCCUCUCUAACCCCCCCCCUUCCCCUUCCCCCCUAAAUAACCUUUGACUAUUUGUGGUGAUGAGUAUUUAUUCCUUUAAUUCAUGUGUCAAAACUCCACGCUGCAUAAAAUCCUGCGUGCUGAACUUUGAUUGCAGCAGUAACACAGAAGAACACAGAUCUUAUUCAAAAACGCCUGAUGUACUGUGAAUUUUCACUCCGAUUUCCAGCAAAUUUCCUGGUGCUGUUCAUGAGAGUUUUUUUUCUGCAACCAUUGCCCAGUGUGAUUCCUGUAUCUCAAAUAAAAGCAUGUUUUCAUACUAAAACCAGACCAGGAGCCUGAGGUAAGAGAUUUCUCUGGGUCAGAACGGUUAGGGUCACUCUCUUGACUUAUAAAACGAAUAAAACGUAUAACACCAUGCCUGAGAAAAUAAAGUGUAAUUAGUACGAGCUUUACUUAUAUAUAUAUAUAUAUAUAUAUAUGUAUGUAUAUGUAUAUGUCAAUAUAGAUGAUGUGCUUCUGACAUUUUUGCAUGUUCCACAUCACUCACACUAAAUUUAUAGCCUUUUUUUGUUUCCUAAAUAGUGUUUUUUCUUUAAUUUCAAUGAUUAUUAAUGGAUUUAUGUGUUUAUAGCCAAAGUCUUAAUAUCAGUGAGAAUCAAGGGGAAGGUGUACAAGACAGUGGUGAGACAGGCCAUGGUUUAGAGGCAGUGUCACUGAGGAAGAGACAGGAGUCAGAGCUGAAGAUGUUGACGUUCUCUUUAGGAGUGAAGGAAGGUUGGACAGGAUUGGGCACAAGUACAUCAAAGGGACAGCUCAUGUUGGAAGUUAGGGAGGACAGAUUAAGAUGGUUUGGACAUGUUCAGAGGAGGGAGAGUGAGUAUAUCAGUAGGAGAAUGUUGGACAUGGAGCUGCCAGGCAGGAGCGAAAGAGGAAGGCCAAAGAGGAGGAAUAUGGAUGGAAUAAAUGAGGAUAUGAAGCUAGUGGGUGCAAGUGUAGAGGAUGCAGAAGAUAGGGAUAGGUGGAGAGAGAUGAUUUGCUGUGGCCACCCCUCAAGGGAAAAGCUGGAAGAAGAAGAUACUCUGAAAUGUGCAUUUUAUAAGAUUUAAAUAAAUGGAGAAAUAAAGUUGAGCAUGUAAUAAACCACUAGACCUUAAGAGAAUAUGUUAUUCUGUUAGGAAAUGUAGAACGCUUUUAAGGUUCUCCGGUUGUUCCUGUGGUGGAUCCUCUCACAGAACGUUCUUUAAUACAACUCUUAAAUCCCUCUCCUUAUAGAAUUCCCCUCUAGACACUCUGUAGCUAGAGUAAACAGUGAAAAAAAAUGUCGGUGCUUUGUUAUAAUAUAAAAUGUCUUUUGUAGGAAAUUAGAAUUUUCUCGUUCUAGUUUGUUUAUCAAUGAUGGAUUUUGUAUUUUUUUUUUUAAUCCAGGGAGUCGGAAUGUGUUGAAGAACCAACUUUAUCUUUAAACUAAAUGCCUUUAUGGAAAAAAACAAACAUGAAGCCAUAAAAACAUUUCUGGAAAAUAGAAAAUCGGUCAAAUAUCAUUUUUUUCUGAGACGUAGAGUUUCUACACAUAUCAUAUUCAACUAUAAUACUGCGUUUUAACUACAGGUCCAGUGCAAGGAGGGGGAAAAAAACAGGCAAAACUAAAGCUUUUAUUUACAGAGCUCAGUUGAUAUGUCCACCAUUUUGUGAACACACAAAAUGUCCAGUCAAUUAACACAGGACCAAUAAGAUCAGGAGUAUAAGGUUGUUACACACAAAUUCACAACAUUCCUAAUUUUCCAGUGUCCACUUCCAAAUUAAUUCGAUUAAUAAUUCCAUACUUAGAUUUGUUCUUGCUCAGAUAUGAUCACGGUGUGUAAAAAUAUCAAACUAUUCAUUAAUCCGAUGCAUGAUGCCACACACCGUGAAUCUGUAAUAAUCACAAUAUACAUACGAAUACUUAUGAAUGUUUAUUGCUUAACACCUAAUAUGGUGCUGUGAUCCUUAGCUAGUGCAUGGGUAAUGAAGGUAGCUAGCUACAGAAACUAUACUUUUGUCAUUAUAUUGGCAAACGUUUUGGGACACCUCUCCAAAUCAUUGAAUUCAGGGGUUGGACUCGGGCCCUUAGUUCCAGUGAAAGGAACUCUUAAUGCUUCAGCUUCAUACCAAGACAUUUUGGACAAUUUCAUGCUUUGUGAGAAGGCCUGGUUCUCAGUCUCCACUCUAAUUCAUCCCAAAGGUGUUCUAUGGGGUUGAGGUCAGGUCUUUAUGAAGUUCCUCCACACCAAACUCGCUCAUCCAUGUCUUUAUGGACCUUGCUUUGGUCACUGGUGUGCAGUCAUGUUGGAACAGGAAGGGGUCAUCCCCAAACUGUUCCCACAAAGAGCAUGAAAUUGUCCAAAAUGUCUUGGUAUGAAGCUGAAGCAUUAAGAGUUCCUUUCACUGGAACUAAGGGGCCGAGCCCAACCCCUGAAAAACAACAUCUGAUUUGGGGGGUGUCCCAAAACUUUUGGCAAUAGAGAAGAAAAUUUCUGAUGUGUGUGUACAUGAAGUAGCACUGGAUUAAAGAUUUAGACUUUCGGGUGUUUCUCAGGCAGAAAAGCUUUGGAAUGAACGCUGAAACGCCUCGAAAUGAAUAUUUUUAAUUGUCGAGAUACCUCCGAGUCUGUGCUCUACAUGUUUCUGCUCAGGAUAUUGUCACGUACAUCCUAACAGAGUAAACGAGUUCUCUAUUAACAAUUUCGAAUUUCUGUUUUGACGACGUUUCACUGAAUAAACUAACUGUGCCAUCCAUGAUCGGCUAAGGGAGAUUGUCUGUGCUACGUUUU
Messenger RNA from Hemibagrus wyckioides, 4446 nucleotides. RefSeq names its product heat shock factor-binding protein 1-like. Bases 129 to 362 code for a protein of 77 amino acids. Gene Ontology annotation, molecular function: transcription corepressor activity. Gene Ontology annotation, cellular component: nucleus; cytosol. NCBI's taxonomy places the organism in Eukaryota, Metazoa, Chordata, Actinopteri, Siluriformes, Bagridae. The transcript has 3 exons. The record is from RefSeq and is a predicted model, not a curated record. Gene Ontology annotation, biological process: cellular heat acclimation.